This is a messenger RNA of Alternaria alternata, 423 nucleotides long. RefSeq lists its product as hypothetical. The annotation marks the transcript as partial. NCBI's taxonomy places the organism in Eukaryota, Fungi, Ascomycota, Dothideomycetes, Pleosporales, Pleosporaceae. The transcript has a single exon. The record is from RefSeq and is a predicted model, not a curated record.
AUGGACCCAUCACCGGAGAAUGAUUCCCUUUACACUACACUAGACACUUCUCGCGACGAGAUUCGGCUUCUCGAAAUCAUCUCAAUCGAGCCUGUAGUCUGCAAGCUUUCUAUCGUGUCUCUCCUCGAUAAGCCAGAGUUCUCCGCUCUAUCAUAUACCUGGGGUAAUGCGAGUGCCACCGAACUCGUCAUCGUUGAAGGAAGAUCUAUCGCCGUAACGACGAGUCUCAUUCAUGCCCUCAAAACGGUUUACUUCCAAUGGACGGAAGGCUAUUGUUCCGACGACAACUCUGGUCACAAGAUUUGGGUUGAUGCCGUUUGUAUCAAUCAGCCAGAUAUUCAAGAGAAGAACUUUCAGAUACCUCUGAUGUACGAGAUCUACACGAGCGCGCAGCGAACGUUCUGCUGGGUUGGCUUACCGACA